This is a messenger RNA of Cavenderia fasciculata, 267 nucleotides long. RefSeq lists its product as uncharacterized. The transcript has a single exon. The record is from RefSeq and is a predicted model, not a curated record. Bases 1 to 267 code for a protein of 88 amino acids. Lineage: Eukaryota; Evosea; Eumycetozoa; Acytosteliales; Cavenderiaceae.
AUGUCCACGGGAGGUGAAUAUGUGGUGGACGCACUUGGAAGUGCAUGUUUUGCAAACAGAUAUCCAAGCAAGUGGCAAUGGUCAAUGUCCUUUGAUUCAAUCGUUAAUGGUGGUCUAUUAUCUUCUUGGUUGGAAGAUGGGGUGGUAGACGAGGUCGAUGUUGACCCAAGUGCAUUAGUCAAGGAACGACCAGAGGUUGACGAGGUCGAUGUUGACCCAGAUACAUUGGACAAGGAAGAACUAUUAGAGGAAUGGUCGCUAUGCUAA